GAUGUACACGUCAGAAACGUCAUCUUUAGCAACAACAAAAAAUACGUGGUUGAGUCAAGCAAGUUUUUAACUUGCAGAUCUCAGCCUAACCAGCCUUCACAACGCAGCUCCAGCAAAAACUUUAAAUUAAACCUAACCUUUUGUAAAUAAAGACAAGGAAAAAAGAGGACUAAAAUAUGUACCACUAUUUUUAAAGUUGAGUUUGGCUGACCUCAUGUUUUUAAAUAAAUGAACUGUUGUUUUUGUAGUGGGCAGACGAAACCCAAAAAGCAGUCCAAAAUGGAUAGCAGUGUGGAUAUACCUGUUGAGGAAUACCGGGCAAUGGGCGAUCAUGAGAAAGAUGGGGCAGCUUCGGUAUCUAGAGAACACGAUUUUGUUCAAAAUACGGUGAAAAACAACCGUAUUGUAGUUUUCAGCAAAAGUCAUUGCCCUCACUGUGAUGAUUCUAAGACAUUGUUAAAUAACAUGGGCGUUAAUUACACUGCCAUAGAACUGGAUCAGAUCAAAGAUGGGAGUCAAGUGCAGAAUGUUCUUGGUGCAAUCACUGAUGCUAGAACUGUCCCAAGAAUCUUCAUUGAUGGCCAGUGUGUUGGUGGCAACAGUGAUCUAAAAACACUUAACAAGACUGGCCAGCUGAAGCAGUUGUUGCGAGAUAGGCACAAUUGAAGUGCAUCAGUGAACCAUGUACCUCAACCUCGCUUUGACCCUCUCCUCAGAUGCCUUUAUUUGUAGCUCACAGAUCUUAUACUCAAGUAAUAAAGCAAAGAAAGGACUUAUCACAACUUUAUUUUAAACUGCUGAAAUCUGUAUCUGUUAGAAAGAAAAAUGUGAAAAAUUACACUAACAACCUCCAUUAGGCUGGGCUGAUAUGAUGUAACAAUAUAAAAUAAAAUGUUAUCAGUCUGGCAAGCAAAUGUGUUACUUAAGUAAAUUUUUUUCUUCAUUCUAUAAAGUCCUGCAUUUACAGUUAAACUUGCCUUUCAUUGUUUAUUUUCUUUUAAAUAAUGACAGUACUAUUUUAAAAUUUGAAUAAAUAAUUACAACUGUGUAAACAUCUUUAAAAUGUAAAUUUAAAAUGCAUUUAAUUUACCACACCUCUGGAGUUGAUUGUUUACAUUUUUAAAAAUGUCACAAAUUCAAGAUUAAUAUAAUGACACUUAUUUAAACAUAGAUUUUAAAACACAAUUUUAUGCAUAUGAAGAAAACAUUUUACAUGUUGAGUAUUAAAUAAAACAGGCAUUGCAUAAGGCAC
Molecule: messenger RNA, 1252 nt
Organism: Physella acuta
Lineage: Eukaryota; Metazoa; Mollusca; Gastropoda; Physidae
Biological process (GO): cellular response to oxidative stress
Cellular component (GO): cytoplasm
Molecular function (GO): glutathione disulfide oxidoreductase activity
Source: RefSeq, a predicted model, not a curated record